Molecule: messenger RNA, 1587 nt
Organism: Zingiber officinale
Lineage: Eukaryota; Viridiplantae; Streptophyta; Magnoliopsida; Zingiberales; Zingiberaceae
Exons: 1
Coding region: 663-1073 (136 amino acids)
Source: RefSeq, a predicted model, not a curated record
UCCUGACUUGAGAAUUCUACAGUUUUGUUCAAGAAAUGCCAUUCACCAGCAUGUCAGAUGUCAAUCCUUGCCAGGAAAUAGUGAUCGAGGUUGAGUUGGGAUAUAUUUAGUGCAGUUUCAUAGAAUCAUGGAAGAUGGUCAGAUCUCAUUGACUUCUGUGGCAAUUUGUUUCGCUGAAUAAUUUUCUCAUCAGAUCGAAAGGCAUUCAGUUUUUUCUUCCUCCUCUUUAUAUUUUUGCAUCCGAAUUCUCUCUGAGUGCUGCUACAUAUGAAUAACUUCAGGCUUUUAAUAUUUCUAGAUUCAUCCUUCAACUACAGUGCAAAUGAUUUUCUCAUCUGUGUAUAUGGAAGGGACUUUGAGAAUCUGUGCGCAGCGUAAACACUCUGAUUUGCUUGCGUAAACACUCCAUAUCGCAUCGUUGAAUCUCAUUGUAAGGCAUACGUCGUCGUCGGGAUAUCGUGUUCCUUUGGACAAUUUAAGUAUUAGCAUGCAAGAGAGGGCAUGAAAUGGCGUGUGGCCUUCUCCAAGUGACUUAAAUAACAAGCCUUGGGAGCCUCCUCAAGUUUAGUCGCUUGUUGCAUCUCAUCUCCAGCGCCAUUCUUUUAAGCAAUGGCUUCUCCUUUCUCUCUUUCUUCUUCUUCUGCUUCAGAUCAGAGAGCCCGAUGCAGACCGCUGCGGAGGACUGCGGCCUGCUGGCCGUCGACUGCGUGGUGGUAUGCUGCUGCUGCCCCUGCUUGCUCCUCCGAGUUACGCUCUUCCUUUUCAUCAGAUUACCAGUGAAGUCGACGAGAAUUGUUCUCCGGCGGAUCAAGAAAAGGCUGAAGAAGAAUGGCAGGAGCAGGCAGGAGAUGGACGGGAAAGCAGCAGCAGUUGACGGAGCUCCAGGACACCUCUGCGAUCUCUGCGAGGGGAGCUCUUUCGCGGAUGAAGCUGAGAAGGUGCUGCAGGGAUUGCUGGUGGAUGAUGAAGGUAGAGUGUGGGUGGAAUCAGAGAAGGUGUGGGAGGAGUUGAUAGGGGAUGAAGGACUGUUUUGGUUUGGCAGCUUCUGGGGCUGUGACGCUUCACGCGCGUAGUCAGUAGUUCCCAACUUGUAAAUGAAUUGAGAUUGUUGAUGUACAGGAGAAAUGCCUGCAAGAAGUUCACUGCUUCGUACUAAUUAAAUGCCUCUUUGUUCAAUAAUUUUCAGGACAAAACAGAAUAGAUCGAUCCUUAUUUCCUCUCUCGUAUGACAAAAUGGUGGCAACUGGCAGGAUGAGUAAAAACAAGAACGAGGAAGCAAGUUGUUCUACUCCACCAAGCCACGAGAACAAGGAAUUGCAGAGUGUAACUUGGUGAGCAAGAGUCUUUCUGGGUAAAAAUAUCUGGACUGGAUCCUUGUUCUUUGUACCAUUGAUGAACUCUCUACACUGAGAAUCUGAGAUCAAUGGAACUACAAUUCUUGUGAUUAUCAUACUCAACGCAAGCAUCCCUGUAGAUGAUUGCAAUAUACCAAACACAUGGCGAACAAGGCGACCUGUUUGAGCUGUCCAUAUUCCAAAAGUCUUCCUCAACUCAAGUAAGGGAGGUACGCGAGGGCCACAUGCAUUU